Molecule: messenger RNA, 2929 nt
Organism: Physcomitrium patens
Lineage: Eukaryota; Viridiplantae; Streptophyta; Bryopsida; Funariales; Funariaceae
Biological process (GO): tRNA processing
Molecular function (GO): ATP binding; ligase activity, forming carbon-nitrogen bonds
Source: RefSeq, a predicted model, not a curated record
GGGGGUUUAGGGUUUGCUUCGGCGCUGAUUCAAGCGAAGUGUUUCACUGGCAGCGAGUGGUCAUUGCAUAUUUCGAUUGUGAGAAGUGAAGUGGAGAGAAGUGAAGUGAAGGCAAGAACGGAGACAACAUGGUGUUGUCAUCGACAGAGGGAGAGGAAAUGGUGGCGCCAUCGCCACAGCCGGCUCAUCAACAACCUCAGGAUGAUAUUCUCGCUGUCUUUGCUAGUCUCAUGGCAGCGGCUGGAAUUCAACCCCAGGAUCGCAUUGCGAUCGCUGUGUCCGGGGGUCCUGACAGCAUGGCGCUGUGUUUGGUGGCAAAGGAAUGGUGGAAGGGGUUUCGUGAAUCCGGUGUUUUUGCGGAGAGGCCGACAGGCAUUGUAGUCGACCAUGGGCUGCGUCCAGAGAGUGCUGCCGAGGCUUUGCAAGUGCAGCGUUGGGUGUUAGACCUUGGCUUCGAAUGUCAUGUGCUCAAAUGUGACUGGUUAAAUGGACGUCCUGAUUCUGGUCAUCUUCAAGAGGCAGCUCGUAACGCAAGGUAUUCCCUCAUGGAGCAGACGUGCUGGAAACAUGGUAUCGGCACUUUACUUACUGGCCACCAUGCAGAUGAUCAGGCAGAACUUUUUAUGAUGAGGCUGGCACGCAGUAGCGGGAUUAUAGGGUUGGCGGGGAUGGCCUCUAGGUCUUAUUUUUUUUCUCGGCGGCCAGUGUCACAGGAUCAAACCGGGUUGCUAUUAGUGAGACCUUUGUUACAAUUUUCUAAGCAAGACUUGUACACAGUCUGUAAGAAAGCAGGGCAGGAGUGGAUAGAAGAUCCUACCAAUUUCAACCACAAAUUCGCACGUAAUCGCAUACGCCAGGUUCUUGCAGAUCCUCUCUAUGAUGAUGCUAGGCGGCAAAUACAUCCUUUGAUUGCUGCAUGUAGGCAGACACGGGCAAUGCUUGACAGAGAGAGAGAUGGCUUGUUGGCAAAGAUCGUAACGAUUUCUAAGGAUUUUGGUUACAUUUCAAUUGAUGUUGAUCUUCUUGCAUCUAGUAAUAUAAGCGAUGCAGUCCUUGGGAGAGUCGUGGUGGCCGUCUUGCAGUUCGUAGCACAGAGAGAGAAGCCACCUCGUGGGAAAGCUCUGAAGAUUUUUAUGGACAAACUUCGCCAGCCUUCAUUCAAUGAAGCCUUCACGUUAGCUGGUUGCCAUGUGUCGCCUGUUCCAGGUUCUAAGGGUUCCAAGGUCAUGGUGUGCUUGUCUCCCGAGUCUCCAACACCUUCACUGGGAUCGGAUUUAAGUCCGUGGGAACCAAAUUCAGUCCUUGCACGCUCAAAUCUGAACCCUAGAGGUGUUCAAUUGUUAAAUUCUGAAAAAGUAUGCUACGAUGAGGGCAUUCCACCCAUCCUUGAUGCCAGCAAAGGGGGAUCAAGCGUGUUGGAGCAAGGGCGAAAGCUAGGAUUAGUCUCGGAGGAGGUCGCAACAUUAUUGAAUUCCUUACGAACCGAAAUAGCUGAAACCAUGAGCAGAACCAUUGAAGUCUGUAAAAAAGGUGACAAAAGACUUGAGCUGUCGCCAUACGGAUUAGACAUUCGAAAACAAAUGCUUCCGUUUGGACAUACCUGCUAUUUCAUGAAUAGGUUCUUAGUUUCAUGGGAACCAAAAGUAAUACCUGUUAAGUCUAGUGAAAGGCAAUGCAUGCCUUUAAGCGGUGAUGAAAUAAAUCGAUGCUGUCUAUUGAGGGACAAACCAGCUGCAUGGAUCCGACAUUAUGAGGAUACAGAUUUCGAUCAUCUUACACAGUCAGUGAAGACCUCUUUCAAAACAAGAAAGGAGGACAAGGUUUCCAGUUGGUGUGUCUAUCGAUUUGAGAGUGAUCUAUAUGGGACUAAUGAAGAGAGAAGCCGGAAAAUGGAACUGGAGUUGUCUAAAGUCUCUUUGAAAAGAGAUACAAGUAAAAAGCCUCGUCCCCGCAGCUCUAAGAAUCCGAAUGAUGAACUGACUUAUUGUGGCGGUCAUGUUCCAUCUAAAGCUCAACGAGUUUUGGCUAUCCUUCGAUGUAUCCCGAAGCCUGUGAGACGAGGCCUGCCCGUACUUGUGAAUGCUGAAGGCUUACUGCUAGCCAUUCCGACUCUUGGUUUUCAUCGCUGCCCUUGGGUGUCGGCCUCAGCUGUCUUCCGCCCUAGAAUUCCUCUUGGUGGUGGUCGUGCCUCUUGGACAUGAGACUGCUGAGGCUGCUUAGUUCCAGUUAAUGUUGAUUCUUGGAUGACGAACACUGAUUGUGUGUCAUUUCCGGUUCAUUGAAUGCUUUCUCAGGCAGGAGCGAGCCUACUGUUAAAUCAAUUAUUAGAAAUCAGUAAACUUCUCGUAGGAGGGACUCACGUAAUUGCGGAAGUGGUAAGCUUGACGAGGUUUCUUGUCAACCUUUUUCUGCUAGUCAAGUAUGUGCUGAAAGUCUUUUUUUUCCUCGACAACCUGAACCGGAUUGAGUACAUGAUGGAACCUUAAGUUCCAUAGUAACCAUUAACAGGUCUAUGUCCUGUGGGUAAGCUCCACCUCCAACUUCAGUUGCUCUGUCUUUCAAUUCCCUUUUGACAUCACACAAAGCAGAACGCGUUCAUUCUUAUUUUUUGUUUUGUUUUGUUUUGUUUUUUUUUGUGUUUGUAAGAAGCGCUUUGCUAACAUGUAGAUUAUUUCUCCUCGUUUCUCCAGGCACAUCUACUUCCAAAGUUCAUUCUUCUUUCAGAGGACUCGCCAAUAGAGAAUUUACUCUAUCUCCUAGAUCAUGGACAUGUGGACAGUCUGUGACCCGCUGUUUCCAAUGGUUCACAUCCUGGGUCCCCUGAUUGAGUGAUUGUACUUAAAUGUCUUUAAGUAUAUCACACACAUUAGAAUAGGAAUCACAUUUGUAAUCUCUAAAUAUCUAAAUUUAAUUUCAAUUUUUAUCAGAA